AGGUGCUGGAAAUUGAGGCGAUCGCAGCUAGGAAUCCAACGCGAGCAGCGGUUCCGUAGGCAAAGAGGGUUAUUCUCCAUUGCACUGUUGAAGGGCGCACGCAAGUCAUGAGUUUGCAGGAUUUCCAGAACAACAGCUCCCCGGUAGGAGAAUUCUUUGCGGGGCAAACGGUUCUGCUUACCGGUGGAAGCGGAUUUCUCGGGAAGCUGUUUAUCGAAAAGUUGGUGAAGUGCGGUGUUCGUGAGAUUUUACUUUUGCUACGCACGAAGAAGGGUGUCUCGCCGGAGGAACGAAUCAAGGUGCUACUCAAGAAGGAGGUCAUCUUUGUGAACUAUGCGACUCAACCGGAGCUGUAUCUGUCCAGGAUUAAGGUCAUCGAGGGUGACAUCAGUAAACCGGGACUGGCGAUCAGCAACGAUGAUCUGGAGUAUAUCUACAGCCAUACCAACAUCAUAUUGCAUUCGGCAGCCGACGUGCGAUUCGACGAAUCGCUGCACGAAUCAGUGUUAACGAAUGUUCGCGGUACGGAGCAUCUGCUUCGUGUGGCCCUGAAAUGUCCUCUUCUUAAGGUGUUUGUUCACGUAUCGACGGCUUUCUCUCAGUGCGUGUACGAGCAUGUAGAGGAACGGUUCUAUCCACCGUCGGUGGACCCGUUUGAACUGAUCCGCGCCAUCGAACAGGACACUCGCAUGGAGGAGUUCGAGGUUAUGGCCAAGAAGAUUAUUGAACCGUGGCCAAACACGUACGCCUUCACGAAGUCGCUCGCCGAAGAUGUUGUGCAUCAGUACAAGGACAAGCUCCCGAUAGCCGUGGUUCGGCCUUCGAUCGUGACGUCCACCUACAAGGAUCCCAUUACCGGUUGGACGGACAACUUCUACGGGUUCAACGGUGUGGUCGUCGGUGCUGGAACGGGGGUGCUGCGCAUCUUCCACAUUUACGAUGAGUACAAGGCCAACAUAAUCCCCGCGGACAUCGUGAUAAAUGCGACGCUCGUGGCAGCGCGCUAUGCUGCCGACCAUCCGCUCGAGGAGAACGUCUUCAACUGUACAACGGACGAGAACUACACGACCUGGGGUGCCGUUCGUGCCGAUUGUAUGUCGCAGAAGAGUUUAGUGGCGGCCAAGAAAUCGCUCUGGAUCCCGACCUACAACACGACCCGCUACCAACUGGUUGCCGAUUUCCUGGCCAUCUUUUACCAUCUUUUGCCAGCGCUCCUGUUCGAUCUGGUGCUGCGGCUACGGGGCCAGAAGGCGCAAGUACUGCGUCUCUACCGUAAGGUGCACCGGUUCUCGGACGUGCUGCGCUUCUUCACCAUCAAGCAGUUCACGUUCGGCACCGAACGGAUGCGCACCGUACUCGACCAGAUGGCCAUCAUUGAUCGGCAUCUCUUCCCGUGCGAUAUGCGGUCGGUGGUCUGGAGCGAGUUCAUCAUUAACCAGGUGCGCGGUUGCCGGGAGUAUUUGCUCCACGAGCCGUGGGAAAUGAACGAAGAGGCACUAAGGAUCAAUAGGCGCCGGACCGUGAUCCACCGGUGCAUGCUGACCGUCAUCUAUUUAGGAUUCGGGAUGCUAGCGCUACGGCUACUGGCAGCCGCCGGAAUACCCGAUCUGCGCUUUUAUCUAGGAUGUACGGAGUUUGCCACAUAGUUUGGUUAUCCGCUUUGCUGCUUUCUGUGAAUAAAGGUAGAGCGUUGAAA
Molecule: messenger RNA, 1696 nt
Organism: Anopheles darlingi
Lineage: Eukaryota; Metazoa; Arthropoda; Insecta; Diptera; Culicidae
Product: fatty acyl-CoA reductase wat-like
Exons: 5
Coding region: 108-1646 (512 amino acids)
Biological process (GO): long-chain fatty-acyl-CoA metabolic process
Cellular component (GO): peroxisome
Molecular function (GO): alcohol-forming very long-chain fatty acyl-CoA reductase (NADP+) activity
Source: RefSeq, a predicted model, not a curated record